This is a messenger RNA of Cyclopterus lumpus (lumpfish), 5082 nucleotides long. RefSeq names its product solute carrier family 12 member 2 (gene slc12a2). Gene Ontology annotation, biological process: potassium ion import across plasma membrane; sodium ion homeostasis; chloride transmembrane transport. The transcript is spliced from 27 exons. Gene Ontology annotation, cellular component: membrane. Gene Ontology annotation, molecular function: sodium:potassium:chloride symporter activity; ammonium channel activity. Lineage: Eukaryota; Metazoa; Chordata; Actinopteri; Perciformes; Cyclopteridae. The record is from RefSeq and is a predicted model, not a curated record. The coding region runs from base 1 to 3492 and encodes 1163 amino acids.
AUGUCAGCGCCAUCCUCCACACCCUCCGCCUCGGCAGAGAGCGCCGCGACAGAUUAUGAUUUUCUAACCCCAGACGCGGGGCCGAAGCCGCCCGGUCCUACCCCCAGCCAGAGCCGGUUCCAGGUGGACAUUGUGGCCGAGGCAGCGGGCGCCACCGAAGAUAAGUCCCCGAGCUCCGACGCCUCCACCACCGUCCCAUCCAGCGACGCGGCCACUCCCGCCGCUCCUCCACAGGGUCCGGAUGCGAAUCCUGGUGUCGGCGGCGGAGAGGAAGCCAAAGGCCGGUUUCGCGUUGUGAACUUCGCGGAUCCGAGCGAAGCGGAGAGCCCGGCCUCUCCGGAGGCGCCGGGUGAGGGGCUGCAGAACGGGGACACUGUGAUGAGCGAGAGCAGCUUGCAUUCAUCCACGGGGGGCCAGCAUCACUAUCAUUACGACACUCACACCCACACCUAUUACAUGAGGACUUUUGGCCACAACACCAUCGAUGCCGUGCCCAACAUCGAUUUUUACCGGCAGACAGCAGCGCCACUGGGGGACAAACUCAUCAGACCCACCCUGUCGGAGCUGCACGACGAGCUGGACAAGGAGCCCUUUGAGGAUGGAUUUGCCAACGGGGAUGAGCUCACCACGCCCGAGGAGGCCGCUGCUAAGGAAGCAGCCGACUCCAAAGGAGUGGUCAAGUUUGGCUGGGUUAAGGGGGUGCUGGUCCGCUGCAUGCUGAACAUUUGGGGUGUGAUGCUCUUCAUCCGUAUGUCAUGGAUUGUGGGUCAGGCUGGAAUUGCUCUUGCCUGUUUGAUCGUUGGCAUGGCCACUGUAGUGACGACCAUCACCGGCCUCUCCACAUCGGCCAUCGCCACCAACGGAUUUGUACGAGGAGGUGGAGCAUAUUACUUGAUUUCGAGGAGUCUCGGCCCAGAGUUUGGAGGUUCUAUUGGUCUGAUCUUUGCCUUUGCCAAUGCAGUGGCUGUAGCCAUGUAUGUGGUGGGCUUUGCCGAAACUGUUGUGGGUCUUCUUGCCGGUGCAGAUGCACUUAUGACGGAUGAACUCAAUGACAUCCGUAUCAUCGGCACCAUCACAGUAAUCCUUCUCCUGGGCAUCUCCUUGGCAGGAAUGGAAUGGGAGGCCAAGGCCCAGAUAUUCUUGCUGAUCGUUCUCAUCGCAGCCAUCAUCAACUACUUCAUCGGAACUUUCAUUCCUCUCAAGUCAAAGGAAUCUAUGGGCUACUUUGGCUAUGACGGUACAAUCAUGUGGGAAAACAUGGGCCCUGACUUCCGGGACGAGACGUUCUUCUCUGUCUUUGCCAUCUUCUUCCCUGCCGCCACUGGUAUUCUGGCUGGAGCCAACAUUUCAGGAGACCUUGCUGACCCACAGCUGGCCAUUCCCAGAGGAACCCUGCUGGCCAUAUUGAUCACAGGAAUAGUCUACCUGGGUGUUGCUGUUUCGACAGGUUCCUGUAUUGUGAGAGAUGCCAGCGGGAACGUGAACGACACAGUCAGUUCUCAGUUCAUGAUGAACUGCACCGACGCCGCCUGCAAAUUCGGCUACGACUUCUCCACGUGCAGGAGCGACAAAGACAGCUGCCAGUACGGACUGCAGAACGACUUCAAUGUGAUGAGCAUGGUUUCUGGUUUCGGGCCAAUCAUCACCGCUGGAAUCUUCUCUGCCACUCUGUCCUCAGCGCUGGCCUCUUUAGUCAGUGCUCCUAAAGUGUUUCAGGCUUUAUGUAAGGACAACAUCUACCCCGGCCUGGGCAUGUUCGCCAAAGGCUACGGCAAGAACAACGAGCCCCUGCGAGGCUACAUCCUGACCUUCGGCAUCGCCCUGGCCUUCAUCCUCAUCGCGCAGUUGAACGUAAUUGCCCCCAUCAUCUCCAACUUCUUUUUGGCGUCCUAUGCCUUGAUCAACUUUUCUGUGUUCCACGCCUCACUGGCUAACUCACCAGGAUGGCGUCCCAGCUUCAAAUACUACAACAUGUGGGUCUCCCUGGCCGGAGCCAUCCUGUGCUGUGUGGUGAUGUUCGUCAUCAACUGGUGGGCCGCGCUCAUGACCAACGUCAUCGUCCUGGGUCUGUUCAUCUACGUCAGCUACAAGAAGCCAGAUGUGAACUGGGGCUCAUCGACCCAGGCCCUGACCUACCACCAGGCCCUGACCCACACUCUGCACCUCAGCGGAGUGGAGGACCACAUCAAGAACUUCAGACCCCAGUGUUUGGUGAUGACUGGUUACCCCAACUCUCGUCCAGCUCUUCUGGAUCUGGUCCACUCCUUCACUAAGAAUGUCGGCCUGAUGAUCUGUGGUCAUAUUCGCACGGGCUACAGAAGGCCAAACUUCAAAGAGCUGGCCACAGACCAGGCCCGGUACCAGCGCUGGCUACUGAAGAACGAGACCAAGGCCUUCUACUCGCCGGUGUUCGCCGAGGACAUGAGGCAGGGUGCUCAAUAUCUGCUCCAGGCGGCGGGCCUGGGUCGCCUCAAGCCGAACACCCUGGUGCUGGGCUUCAAGAACGACUGGAGGGACGGCGACAUGAUGAACGUGGAGACUUACAUCAGCAUGAUCCAUGAGUCAUUUGACUUCCAGUUCGGUGCUGUCAUUCUGCGCCUGAAGGAGGGACUGGAUGUGUCCCACAUCCAGGGACAAGACGACUUGCUGUCCUCCCAGGAGAAGUCCUCGGGGAUGAAGGAUGUGAUCGUGUCCAUAGAUACCAGCAAAGACUCUGACGCAGACUCGUCCAAGCCGUCGUCCAAGGCCACCAGCCUCCAGAACAGUCCCGCUAUGCAGAAAGAUGACGACGAGGACGGCAAAGCUACGACACAGCCCCUGUUGAAAAAAGACAAGAAGAGCCCAACUGUCCCACUCAACGUGUCCGACCAGAGGCUGCUGGAGGCCAGCCAGCAGUUCCAGAAGAAACAAGGGAAGGGCACCGUGGACGUCUGGUGGCUGUUUGACGACGGAGGUCUCACCCUGCUGAUCCCCUACCUGCUGACCAACAAGAAGAGGUGGAAGGACUGCAAGAUCCGCGUCUUCAUUGGAGGCAAGAUCAACCGGAUCGACCACGACCGCCGAGCGAUGGCCACUCUGCUGAGCAAGUUCAGGAUCGACUUCUCCGACAUCACCGUGCUGGGAGACAUAAACACCAAGCCCAAGAAGGAGCACGUGUCGGCCUUCGAGGAGAUGAUCGAGCCGUAUCGGCUGAAGGAAGACGACAUGGAGCAGGAGGCGGCCGAGAAGCUGAAGGACAGCGAGCCCUGGAGGAUCACCGACAACGAGCUGGAGCUCUACCGCGCCAAGACUAAUCGUCAGAUCAGACUCAACGAGCUGCUGAAGGAGCACUCGAGUACAGCCAACCUCAUUGUCAUGAGUCUGCCGCUGGCCAGGAAGGGCGCGGUGUCCAGCGCUAUGUACAUGGCCUGGCUGGAGGUAUUGUCUAAGGACCUGCCUCCAAUCCUCCUGGUGCGCGGCAACCACCAGAGUGUCCUCACCUUCUACUCUUAAAUACACACGGGAAAACUAAAGUUUUUGAGUCUUUCAUCCACUUCUGCCUCUGGGAGCAGACGCAUACACACAGACACACACACAUCCCAGUUCGAGUCCAGACCUAAGGUGCACCACAUACACUCCAGAGACGGUAGAAAACACAGCCACUGAUGGAAACAAUGCUGGUAAUAUGAAUAAAGAUAAAGGAAGUGAUAUUGGUUGAGGUGUGUAAAAGCCCUUCAAGUGAUAGGAGUGUGGAGGGGUGGGGGUUGUAAGGGGGCCCACUCUGCUCCUUUCUUUCUAUUUAUUCUAUUUAAGAUGUCUGGGUUUUUUUUCUUGUAGCUCUAGUUUCUUCUAAUUUCCUCAUGACAUAUUUUUGACUAAGUUGAUUGCUCUCAGGCUCCAAAGCAGUCGCACACAAUGUUCUUUUUGUCGUUCUCUCAAUAUGGAGUAUCUCGAUGUCAUACUCGUCAUGUUAAUUGGACCAUUUGUGAUGCAGCAAUAAUCAAACUUUGUUAUCCUUAAAUUUUGGGAGAGAACCAUGCAGAAUGCUUUGCAACACCCUCUAAAGCCUUAUGGAUGUGCCUUCCAGUUGAAUCAGAUAACAUAAUUAUAAUCUAUCCGGAUUGACAAUAUUACCUAUUAUAUUAGUGGAUACUAGUUAGUUUUAUUGAGUUUUAAAUGUGAUUCCUACUUAGUUGGAGCGUUGUAUUUAUGGGAGUGGAUUACAUAGAUUUAAUGAAGGUUGUCCACUUGAUUGCAUGAAGACUUUGUCAUUUCUUUCUUUCGCUUUUUACCCAAACCAAUAUGUUUAUUUCAGGCCACUGCAUUUUAUUUUUUAUUCACCUUGAGUCUUCCUUUUUAAAGCUGUUGAAUAUUUGCGAUAGCCUCAGCUAUUCGACACAUGACGCAGUUUAUCUUUUAGGCGCUGUGCCUAAAAAAUGUUUAUAUUGGUCUUAAAUGUAAGAUCUUGUUUGUCAGAAAAGAUGUGAAUGUAGUUUUUGAACUAGCAGGUGGAGCGACUCCGCUGAUUGACUGACUGAAGUCUUUCUUUUAACAACGUGUGUGUUUCUGUGUCCACGUGUAUGGUUCUUCCCCUGAGAAAGAAACUGCUCCACCCAAAAAGCUAGCUACAACCUUGCCUUAACGCUAGAACUAACGAUUGUCACCAGUUCCUUUUCUCUUAUAAGCCAUACUGGCUGGACAGCUGGUGGGUCGAUGCAGAAAGCGACCCGCUGGUUACAUGUCAUGAGAAGUGUUUCAGCACAGUUGUUGUUCUUUACUGUUGAUGCAUUCUUAUUUUUCUUCUUCCCAUAGUCCACCUGCAUUAGUCUGUUCCAUUGCUUUCUGUGUGUUGCUGGCGAAGUGGUUCAAUCAACAGUAACUUUGCCGAGUUGGCGCCCCAGUAGACUUGUUGCUGGUCUCCCGUUCCCACGAAGCCUUUGCUGGGCAGAGAGCGGCCGACACACGAGCGUCACACUGAAAGACUUGCUGGCAGGAAGAAUGUGACUUUAGAAUGUGUCCUGGCUGAGUGAACAUAUACCUCUAUGCAUAUGAGCUUGUGUUGGGAAAGUACUUGUAAUAAAAGUCCAUGUCCAUGUGAACGGA